This is a messenger RNA of Adineta ricciae, 489 nucleotides long. Lineage: Eukaryota; Metazoa; Rotifera; Eurotatoria; Adinetida; Adinetidae. The record is from the annotation of a GenBank genome assembly.
AUGUUACGGCCACUAUCAUCCAUCUUUUGGUUGAAGCAACGAAAAUUUCUGUCUCUCUAUCCGACAUUUACUAUUGAUAAAGAUGUGAAGCGUCAAUUAUAUUGGUUGGCUGCUAAUGGUCAUGUUUAUGAAGAAUUCAACAAUGACAUAUGCAACGAGUCCCAUGAUGAAGAUAAUCUCAUUCGCAAACCGACGACCGAAAAUCAUGAAAGAGAAGUGGAAUUUCGGUCUGAUCAGUUUUGGGCUUUUCUUCUUGUAAAGUCGAAACCAAUGUGUAUUGAAAUGUACAAAAUUAUUUCUUAUGUGUACUCAAUUCCUUGCUCAUAUGCAUUUGUUGAAGGCGUUUUUAAUCAAAGAAAAAGCGCAUGGACAGCCAGUCGUAAUUUGACAGUGAAUGAAGCGAUAGCUGCUGAAUUGAAAAUCAAAUUUAAUAGUACUAUGACAUGUGAAGAGUUUUUUCUUUUGCUCAAACACCACCGCAACUGCUAA